Messenger RNA from Chara braunii, 1610 nucleotides. NCBI's taxonomy places the organism in Eukaryota, Viridiplantae, Streptophyta, Charophyceae, Charales, Characeae. The record is from the annotation of a GenBank genome assembly.
CAUGUGUUUCAAGCUGUCAGCUGACAAAAGGGCGAAGAUGUACAAGUUUCUAUUCUUCGACACACUACCGAAACUAAGAUUCGAGGACGACUACAAGGGUCGCCAAGAUGUCGUGAUUGGGGCAUUGGAUGACUUCCAUGGUGCUUCUAGGGAGUCUGCGGCCAACUUCGUGGAAAAACUUGAGGAAUGUUAUUUGGACAAUGGUAAGAUGAAACUCACAUUAAAUUAUUACAAGGCUCAUUUCAUGGAGGAGGACAAUUUUAACGCAAACGGCGAGGAAGAAGUCAGUGAAGUUAUCGAUGGUGAAUGGAUCAUGGCGUUUAAAGACAAAGGCGAGUGGAAAUCAGAUGCUCAUUUGUCCAAGAGAGAUUUUGAAGAGGCCGCCCUCCAAGCAGUUAUUGACCAUGUCGCGGAGGUAAACUGCCGUGAACCAGAAGACAUCGUGGUCAAAAUGUUUGGAGAGCUGAAAUACGAGAUUCUUCGGGAGCACAACAUGUUGGAGAUAUGUCGUGACUUUUAUUACCUCGAACUAAGUUCGAGUUACGAAGCUAAAAUGGAUUGGCAUAUUCUGCCGGCUGACCCAACACACGGAGAGGGAACUGGACGUAAAGGAGAUGACGGAGGAGAUGACAGCGCUUACGGUGGAGAUGGUGGAGGGCAUGAUGACCGAGGUGGUGGCGCGGGGCGCCGAAAUGUUGCGAGCUCGAGAGGAGGUACGACGGGGAAGGGCGGAAUGAGUGGCAUAGCUUCGGUAGAAGGUGCGAGCUCACAAACUGGGCACAGCGAGAAUCUGACGGAGAAAACGGCAGGCACGUCAUACUCCCCCGAAAUGAGAGAUUCUCUUGCUAGCCCGUGUGCACCGGGAUCUGAUGGGGACAAGGGGCAGGGACUGCGUGUUGGCAGUUUUACUGCCGGCAGCGGAUGUAUCCGCCGUCCAAGCGGGCGCAUCAGUGCGGAGCAGAAGGAGGACUUAGUUGUCGGAAGCAUUUCUGUCGGCGGCGGAUCUAUCCGCUCCUCGACGCAGCAACCCAACAGCACGAACAACACCCUUCCUCUUGGUAUGGAAGACCAGGAGACUCCACCCCCUGAUACACAUUAUGGUGGUUCCGAGCACGGGUAUGUCCCGCUGCUAUAUUCUGGGUUGGAGGACAAAUUGAGAAGUGAUGUGACACCUCCGGUGCUUGACAUGCGGCCCUUGAAACUCCUUACGGCUACAGUCAGGUCAGACCAAUGCGAUGAGGACGAAGACGUCACCAUGCUGGAAGUGGAAGAGGUUACUGUCCGUCGUCCGCUCGAAGAUGAUCUUGUCAAGACACUCUUUCGCGAGAGCUGUAACGACGAAUACAGUUCGCCCGUUAUCAUCUCUUCCUGGCCACGAUUAUUGACCCCCCAAAAUGAAGUUUUUGCCAUCCGCAAGAGUGUUGGGACAACUUGUCGUACUGUACAGUUGUGUCCUGAUGAAGGUGCGUGAGAACCUCACAAGGAGUCUACUGGUGUCGCUCUGGAAAAAAGUUGUUCGCCUCAUCGACGCAGACGUUAAGGACUUGUCCCGAUUUCCAUCCCAGUUAGAUCUCAUUAUAGCAUCGACUGAGACUGAAGCAAUAGACGAG